This is a messenger RNA of Caenorhabditis briggsae, 1056 nucleotides long. It is a transcript of the gene Cbr-ceh-14, whose product is annotated as Protein CBR-CEH-14. Bases 1 to 1056 code for a protein of 351 amino acids. Gene Ontology annotation, molecular function: DNA-binding transcription factor activity, RNA polymerase II-specific; RNA polymerase II transcription regulatory region sequence-specific DNA binding. The record is from RefSeq and is a predicted model, not a curated record. NCBI's taxonomy places the organism in Eukaryota, Metazoa, Nematoda, Chromadorea, Rhabditida, Rhabditidae. Gene Ontology annotation, biological process: regulation of transcription by RNA polymerase II; neuron differentiation. Gene Ontology annotation, cellular component: nucleus. The transcript is spliced from 10 exons.
AUGCUGAGCCACAACAUUCUGACGCUCGGCGCUUGCGAUGCACCGGACAAUCAUAUCGCGAUGUGCAGCACCGGUCUUCUUUCACCACAUGAGGAUUUUACUAAUGUUAAUGCAGUGCUCUCGAACAAUGAAGAAUCGGUUUGUUCAUUAUGCGAAAAAGAAAUUCGGGAUCGGUUCGUAUCAAAGGUCAAUGGAAGGUGUUAUCAUUCGUCAUGUUUGCGGUGUUCGACUUGUCAAGACGAACUUGGAGCGACGUGCUUUUUGCGAGACGAUUCCAUGUAUUGCCGUGCACAUUUUUUCAAAAAAUUCGGAACUAAAUGCGCAUCAUGUGAAGAUGGAAUCGUUCCUGAUCAUGUGGUUCGAAAAGCAUCAGGACACAUUUAUCACGUGGAAUGCUUCAACUGCUUCAUUUGUAAACGAUUACUCGAAACCGGUGAAGAGUUCUACCUGAUCCCAGAUGAUGCGCGUCUUGUGUGCAAAGACGAUUACGAACAAGCAAGAGAUAAGCAAUCGGCGGAAAGCGAGGGUGACGGCGGUAACAAACGACCAAGGACCACGAUUUCAGCAAAGAGUUUGGAAACAUUGAAGCAGGCCUAUCAAACUAGCAGCAAACCAGCUCGCCAUAUCCGAGAGCAACUUGCCAGUGAAACAGGUCUCGAUAUGCGUGUUGUUCAAGUGUGGUUCCAAAACCGUCGCGCCAAAGAAAAACGCCUGAAAAAGGAUGCCGGUCGCCGUUGGAAAUCUUCCACCCGUGCUGAGAGUGAUAGCAACUCUCCCAUUGAAAGCAUCAAUGGACAGAGUCCUAAUUACUUGUACCUGGAGCACACCAUUGACGACGGUAAUGAGAGCAAUUUCAUGUUCCAAUCAAGAGAGCAGAGUCCGGAUAAAUAUUUCCGCAAUGAAACUCCAGCAGCCGAUACCCCACAAAUCCAUUUGGCUGGUCCCAGUGUCAUGUCGUCCCCAUUCCCAACAUCUCUUCCACUUUCCACAAACGUCUACAAUCUACCACCACCCGAUUCUCAUCUUAUCACUCAUAUGGCAACUCAGUUCAUCUAA